Diaporthe batatas is the source of this 1800-nucleotide messenger RNA. RefSeq names its product 3',5'-cyclic-nucleotide phosphodiesterase PDE1. Gene Ontology annotation, biological process: cAMP catabolic process; negative regulation of glucose mediated signaling pathway; cGMP catabolic process. NCBI's taxonomy places the organism in Eukaryota, Fungi, Ascomycota, Sordariomycetes, Diaporthales, Diaporthaceae. The coding region runs from base 1 to 1800 and encodes 599 amino acids. The transcript is spliced from 2 exons. Gene Ontology annotation, molecular function: 3',5'-cyclic-AMP phosphodiesterase activity; 3',5'-cyclic-GMP phosphodiesterase activity. The record is from RefSeq and is a predicted model, not a curated record.
AUGGCGGGCGAGGGGAUGUGGAAAGGAGUCGCCGGCGACGAGUCAUCAACCUCGGCUGCAGUUGCGCCUGCGGCACCUCCGAAGCAGAAACCCGCCCUGCAGGUCAUUGUGCUGGGCUCCCAGGGUGGCCCCUUGGAAUCCAACGUGACGGCGUUUCUCGUACGUUCGAUAGCGUCGGGAUGGAGGAAGGGCUCCGUAAUGGCCGUCGAUGCCGGCGUGCACCUUGGCGCCAUAACACAAAUCCUGCGAGACACACAGCCUCCAGAUCUGGGAGAGACCGACGAGCUUGCAUUACCAUACGUGCUGCAGAGCGGGCCCUUUGCUGGAAUGACGGUUUACUCGGCGUCGGCAAAGACGAAUGCAGCCAAGAUACAUGCGGAUCUGGUAGACACGUACCUCAUCACGCAUCCUCAUCUCGAUCACAUCUCAGCCUUCGUCAUCAACACCGCUGGACUGUCAGGGCCGAGGCGAAAAAAGCUGGCUGGGUUACCAGGGACGAUCCAGGCCCUCAAAACGCACAUCUUCAACAACAUAAUAUGGCCCAACCUAUCGGAUGAAGACCACGGGGCUGGUCUCUUUACUUAUUUGCGGCUGAACGAAGGCGGGUCCCCGGCCAUGGGCAACGUUGAUGGUUAUCUGGAGUUUAAUGAAGGCCUCGCUGUCAAGGUAUGGAGUGUGAGCCAUGGCCACAAUAUCGAAAAACACGCACCUCACCGCGGCAGCGGCAACAACACCAGACUCAACAGCAUCGACGCCUCAUCUGGCCUGAUGGGCUUCGGCACUGGCAUGCUAAGCCCGCGGUCCGUAGCCCACCACAACGCGAGCCCCAGCCUGGCGGCAUUCUACCACCAGCAACCACACUUGAUGCCUCAUGAUCGUGCGGGGUCCGCCAUCCCGGGGUCUAUUUCGAUGAGCGGAGGGAGGGGCUCUGGGGCGAUGAACCAAAUAGGCGGCGGCCCGAGCCCGACGGAAUACGCUUGUGUGUAUGACAGCAGCUCAUAUUUCAUCCGGGAUGUGGAGACGGGUGUUGAGGUGCUCAUCUUUGGCGACGUCGAGGGUGAUAGUGUGUCGAUGAAUCCGAGGAACUUGCGCAUAUGGCAAGAGGCAGCGCCCAAGGUCGCGACGGGAAAAUUAAAAGCCAUCCUUAUCGAGUGCAGUUAUGAUGACAGCAGGCCCGCGGACCGACUGUUUGGCCAUUUGGCGCCGAGCUUCCUGGUUCAGGAAAUGACAACCCUCGCCGAGGAAGUUAAGGCCGCCCGGGUGCGCAUUUCAAUGGACAAGGGGAGGAAGGAGACGGACCCUCGACGAGAGAACAGGAGGGGCAGCAAGCGAAAACGCGAGGGGAUACCUCACGAGGACGCCACGAUAGCGGUUCGGCGGCGGGCUUCGCGGGCGCUGGCCAGGCACAGCUCAGACAGUGUCAAUGAGCCCGUGAGCCCAAAGACGAUGAAGAUGCCUCGGUCGGACUCGGGCCAGAGGAGUGUGUCAGUGGAAAGCCCGCAUAUCACGACGCCAACGGCCGAACUGUCAUUGACAGACCUCCAAGGGCGGACGACAUCGAUUCCCAGCGGUACAAGUGCCCCAAACAUGAACUCGGCCGGGACAGAGACCCGGCCGAUUGACGGCCCGCAGCUCGAGGGGCUAAAGGUGGUGAUCAUUCAUGUCAAGGACAAGAUGGACGACGAUGAUAGUGUGGAGGAUAUCAUCCUGGACGAGCUACACGAGCACGAGUCGUUCAUGGACGUGCCGCUCGGGUGCGAGUGGAUCAUUUCUGAGGUCGGACAGAGUCUGGAGGUCUGA